AUGCCGCCAAACUGGCCUAUUGUCCGCUGCUUGGCCCGACCUUCCCAGCUUCUACCGACUUCAACUCCAAAACAUUCACGGGAAACGAAAAACAACACUACCACAAUCCUCGACAACGCGGUCAAAACAGGCAAACUUAAAAACUCGCUGUCCCUCCAGAUCUUCUCUGCUUACGAUUCCAAGCCACUGUUUGAACACUACUACACCGCACCGGAAGUCAGGAAUGCCACGCGAGGUGUGCGCAAGGUCGAUGAAGAUACGGUGUUCCGCAUUGGCAGCGGCUCCAAGCUGCGGACCAUGCUGCUGUACAUGAUAGAGACAAAUGGCACUCGCUUAGAUGAGCCUGUGGCCAAAUACGUCCCCGAGCUGAAAAAGGCGGCGGACAAACUCGGACACAGUAAAAUGGAACAGGCCGACGAAGCAGACUACGUCCAGUGGGAUCAAGGAACAAUAGGUGAACUGGCCAGCGAUCUCGCCGACGGCUUCGGCGAUCAAGCAGCGAACCCCAAAACUCUCUAUCAGCUGCAACAGCAAGGCUUCCCAUCCCUGAAAAAGGAUGACAUCCCUCCCUGCGGUGCUGAGGUGGUUUGCGAUCGAAAGGGUUUCUUCAAGGGCUUGCUGAAAGGUCACCCGUUGGCAUCCACUUCGUCAACACCAAUCUACUCGAAUGCGGGCUUCCAGAUUCUGGCAUAUGCCCUGGAGGGCAUCACCGGCAACAGCUACGGGCACCUACUUUAG
Messenger RNA from Penicillium alfredii, 738 nucleotides. Its product is annotated as serine hydrolase domain-containing protein. The transcript has 3 exons. NCBI's taxonomy places the organism in Eukaryota, Fungi, Ascomycota, Eurotiomycetes, Eurotiales, Aspergillaceae. The record is from RefSeq and is a predicted model, not a curated record. Bases 1 to 738 code for a protein of 245 amino acids.